CUAGUUCCGUAAGUGUAGAAGGGUUUUUUAGCUGGCUGGGUUGGAAGUUGGGUGUUUUUGUUGCGGAAAAGUUGGAUUUUUUAACGGAUUGCGAUUUUGCAAUUUGCAAAAAAGUAUGCGUCCUGUUUUUUAAUUGGUAUAUAGUGACAGCGUUUGUUAGUUUGUGCAUGCAUUUUAGUUUAUGGUUAAUUUGUAACAAUUUUAUACCUGACACAGCAUAAGCUGGAACAGUUACACUUUUAGUUUUAACUAACUUGAUACUCAAAUUAAUGUGAAAGCUGGAUUUAAUUAAUUUUCAUAAGUUUGAAUGAAAUGGAGAGUGGUGUCCAUUGUCCUAAGGCUGGCGACGUUCAAUAGCUUUGUAGCUUAUAUACAAAGAAAUUAGUUGAUAGAUAAAUAGUUGGAAAGUCUGUGAAAAUACAGGAUGAUUGCUUGGGCGAGAUUAAUUGUCUUGGCGUCUCUCUGUUUGGGAACAACCCAUGGACAAUUUCCACCACCACAAUCUAAUAAUAAUAAUAAUAAUAAUGGCAAUUUCAACCCCUUCAACCAGAACAACAACUUGGACAAUACAAAUCAGCAAUCAACGUUCAGAGAAAGAGAUAGGGACCCGUUUGGGAAUCCGUUUUUGAACAAUAAUGCAAAUAAUGCUCCUCUAACACCCCCACCUUCUAUUUCGCCACGGGACCGGGAUCGGGAUCGAGAACGAGAUUUUAACCCAUUUGAUGGAUCCUUUAACUCGUUUCCGCCUCAAGGUCUUCCUCCAAGACAAGACCCCUUCAAUCCAUUUUCAACCAGGAGAGAUUUUGGAAAUCCAUUUGCCAGCCCUCCGAGAUUUGAUACGUCGGAUUCAAGCUAUUAUUCUGGGAUUGAAAAUGAAAAAGAAUGUCCUCAAGGGUGGCACUUGUUCCCUCCAAAUCAGUCACCGCAACAGGCUUGUUACAAAUUUGUCCUGUCCCCAACUCACACGCGUAAUGAGGCACAGAGGAAUUGCCAGGCAUAUGGAAAUGGAGCUGAUUUACUAAGUCUGAAUAAUUUGGAAGAACACAGUUGGAUUGUGCGAAAAUUGCUUGCUUCUGACCCGCAUCAUCGAACGUGGUAUACGUCAACGCGACAGUCCGCUCCUGGAUUGUGGACAAAUGGCGAUGGGACUCAAAUGAUUAACAUGGACCAAGCCUUCUUACAAGAUCAACUUCCGGUUUAUAAUUUUGGAGAAGUUUACAACUAUGUGGCUUACAAUUUUUCAGAGAUGAGGAGCAUGUGGGGCCUUCUUAAAGUGUCAGGUCAGGAAGCUCACCAAUACAUUUGUGAAGUUCCGUUAGCCCAAGUGCCUUACAUUCAAGUGGACAAUCGAGAUUUUGAAUAUGGAUUUGACGUAAUUGACCCAAAGAAGAUUCCUAGAGGCCCAUUCUUUAUCAAGGAACCAAAGAAUGAAGUUUUCGACAUAUCAAGAGGAGUUCCUCUCAGCUAUGUUACUUUAACAUGCGUUGCUGGUGGAUGGCCUGCCCCCACAUACAUGUGGUUUAAGGAGGAAUAUCGGAACAAUACCCUAGUUUCGUAUCGUAUCGACCCAUUAAAGGAACAAAAGUACACCGUCAGUGGUGGAUCUCUCGUGAUUCAUGAACCAAGUCAAAAAGUGGACAGAGGAAACUAUCAUUGUAUUGCAUCCAAUGAAUUCGGCUCCAUAAUUUCGGAAACUGUUUCUCUUUCAUUCGGUUAUAUUGCGGAAUUUAUACUUGUUCGAACUACAGAAUAUGCUAACCAGUUUUGGGGAAAAGCAAUCUAUUGCGACCCACCCCAACAUUUUCCAGCUGUUCACUACUACUGGUCUCGCACUUACUUUCCCAACUUCCUGGAGGAAGACCAAAGAGUGUUUGUGUCUUACGAUGGAAAUUUGUAUAUCUCAGCAGUAGAUAUGAGUGAUUCUGGCAAAUACAGUUGCAACGUUCAAAGUACAGUUUCAGACUCUGGAAGAAAUGGGCCAUUCUUCAACUUACAAGUCGUACCUCAUGGAAAUCCCCAACAACUCAAGUUUCCUAAUAAUUUCCCCAAAGUCUUUCCUGAAGCUCCGAAAGCUGGGGACAUGAUUCGAUUAGAAUGUGUAGCUUUUGGAUAUCCCGUCCCUUCUUAUAACUGGACGAGGAAGGGUUCUGGUCUUCCAAGAACGGCAAUCUUAUCAAACUACAAUAGAGUGAUCUUACUAAAAAACGUGACAGUCGAAGACCAAGGAGAAUAUGUCUGUCGAGCAUCCAAUAGCCGACUGUACAUUGAGGCUUCUGUAACUUUAAGCAUUCAAGCUGCUCCACAUUAUACCAUCCCCCUUGAAAACAAACAUCUCGACAAGGACUCAGAUCUUACAUGGACAUGUGAAGCCUUUGGAAUUCCUGACGUUUCCUAUCAAUGGUACAAGAACGGUAUUAUGAUAGAAGGGGAAACAUUACAUCCGCAGGAUAUCGGAAGAUAUUUUGUUCAAGACAAUGUGCUGACGAUAAGAAAGUUGGACGAAGAAAGGGAUGCAGGAAUGUAUCAAUGUAGGGCAAAUAACUCCUUGGCUGUUAAAUUCUCAUCUGCCCAACUUAGGGUCCUUCUGCUAAGACCCAGUUUCAAAAAGCGACCCGUUGACGCUGAAAUAUUGGCAAUGGAAAAUGGAAACGUUACGAUUCGCUGUGAUCCGGAAGCCGCUCCAAGGCCACGAGUUCAAUGGAGAAAGGACGGCAAUCUUAUUGGAUCCGGAGGUCGAAGACAAAUCUUGCCUAGUGGAAGUUUGCAGAUCAUGCCCGUUUCUCGAGAUGAUGCUGGAAUAUACACCUGCAUUGCAACCAAUAUACGAGGAACGGAAGACAGUACUGGACGACUGACCGUGCUAAGGGGUCCAAUCCUUGUGGAACAACUUCCCGAUCGAAUUCAGUAUGCAGUCGGAUCACAACUUUCACUUCGGUGUCGUGCAGAUGCGGAUCCUUCCCUUGACAUUUCUUACAUUUGGAGACACAAUGGACUCAGGAUUGAUGACACGUUACCUAGAGUUCGUCUAGAUCCGAGAUUUGGCUAUUUAGAAAUUUUCAACUUGACAUUGGCCGACAAGGGAGACUACGAAUGUGAGGUUAUAAGCUGGGUUGGAAAAUUAUUUUCCGGAAGCCGUGUCGAAAUUCGUGGCCCACCUGGUCCUCCUGGGGGUGUCGAAGCGUUUGACCUUUCUGCCACUAACGCCACCGUCCGAUGGACCGAUGGAGCGACCAACGGCGCCAUUGCAUAUCUGUAUACCAUUGAAGGCAGAACACAAUGGGACUCCACAUGGGAUUUGUUGGCUAUAAAUGUCACGGCGUUUGAUGCAGAUCGAACAUUGGGUCCUCGAGUUGGCGAGAAUUUAAGAAAGGAGGUCAGAAUCUUGGGGACGCUUUCUCCUUGGUGUGCCUACGAGUUCCGAGUUAUUGCAUCCAAUGAGUUUGGAUCUGGGGAGCCCUCGAACCCUUCCCCUCAAUACAACACCCUCACAGCACCACCAUUCAUUGCACCAAGAAAGGUUUCUGGUGGUGGAGGCAAAACCAAUUCGUUGAGUCUCGCCUGGGAUCCACUUCCACCCAAAGACCAGAAUGCUCCUGGAAUUCACUACAAGAUAUUUUGGCGUCGCUACCGUGAAGACAUUAUCGAAGAGUAUCAGACUCAGGUUUUGGACAAAUGGGGAAACAUUGGAAUGUACGCCGUCUCAAUUCCAUCAAACUACUACUACACUUUAUACGAAGUGAAAGUUCAGGCUUGGAACUCUCGUGGGUAUGGUCCAAUUUCUCUAGCAUCUCGAAUCUACAGUGCGGAGGAUAUGCCUCAAACAACACCUACAGUGGUUAUGCCAAUUCCUUACAACUCCACUGCUAUCAAUGUUACUUGGACUGCGGUGGAAGAAACUAGAGAAAAGAUUCGUGGAGAAUUGUUGGGCUACCGGAUCCGAUACUGGCAGAAGAAGGACAAUAAUUUGUAUGAUGCGGAAGCAUUAAAUUAUUUAAGUCGGUCAAAGAAUCCGUACGCUCUUAUUCUUGGUUUGAUCCCAAACACGUAUUAUUACGUACAAGUUAUGGCAUACAACUCUGCCGGGCCUGGACCUGCCAGUGAACCUAUAUACGAGAGAACAUUGAAAAAGGCCCCACAGAAACCUCCAACUUCUGUCAUUGUCAACGCGCUUGAUCCCUCAACUAUUACAGUCACUUGGAGAUACGUGGCACCAUCAACUGAUGAAGAAGCUCUCAGCGGUUACAAGGUGAGAAUUUGGGAAGCAGAUCAAGACAUCGCUACUGCCAACGAUACAUACAUUCCAAUCGGUUCGAGAAAAUUGGAAACCACGAUUGGAGGACUACAGCCUGGAAAGAUGUAUGUUCUCCGAGUGCUUGCAUACUCGAAUGGAGGAGAUGGCAAGAUGUCUUCACCUGCCAAGGAAUUCAUUUUGGGUGACCCAGAAGCUCUCAGGAGUAGUGCGACCCCAAGAAUACAUUCAAUCCUGCAGUGUGUACUUAGCGUGGUGGGCUUAUUCUUUUUUAAUAUCAUUUCAGAUUUUAACCGCAAUCAUGUGCAACUCUAGUUUUAGUUUAGAUUAUUUCUUCGUAUUAACAUUGUGGUUUUAGUGACUUUUAUAGUUUUUUUACUGUUAACAUUCCCCGUGAACACAAACCAAAACAUGCCUCCGCAAAAUUAUGUACAUGACAGUCUUGAAUAUUGCAUUCCUUUGGACGAAUGCUAAAAUUAUGGACCGGUGACUUAUCUAUAAGUAUAGAAGACUGAACAAAUAUGUAGACUUAUUACAUCCAGUUCUCUCUAGCAGCUACAUACCCUGCGAGUCUCUCUGCCUGCUUAUUAUUUGUAAUGUAGCUGUGUAUACUUAACUUAGCAUGACAUUAUCAUCACUGUAUGCCAUUCCAAAACGCAAAAUGCUUUAAUGUUGGUGUUCAUAUCCUGUUCGUCCAUAUUUAUGAUAAACGACAAUCUCUGUGAAUCUCAGCCUUGUGAGUAUUUAACGCAUCUAGGAAGAAAAACUAUAUAUUGGUAUAAGCACAGACAUUUACUAGGAAAUAGAAUUAGUACAUUUUUAUAUAUUUUAUAUGUGAGCAAAUUAUUAUUAGUAUUUAGUGUAUCAUACAAAACCAACAGUGAACUUACAAAAAAAUAUGCUUAAGAACCGUCCAGAAUAAAUAGAUUUUCACAUGUGUUA
Folsomia candida is the source of this 5191-nucleotide messenger RNA. Its product is annotated as contactin. Gene Ontology annotation, molecular function: protein binding. The record is from RefSeq and is a predicted model, not a curated record. NCBI's taxonomy places the organism in Eukaryota, Metazoa, Arthropoda, Collembola, Entomobryomorpha, Isotomidae. The transcript has 18 exons. Gene Ontology annotation, biological process: cell-cell adhesion; axon guidance. Bases 425 to 4564 code for a protein of 1379 amino acids. Gene Ontology annotation, cellular component: axon; plasma membrane.